ACAAACUUUUUUAUAUAUAGGCGUUUCGUUUUCAUUUUUAACGAUUCUUUAACCCUCGUGACAGUCUUUAUUAUAUUCGUACUUUAAAAAAUUACGGCCUCUUUGACUGGAAGAAUUAAGUGAAAUCGAAAGUUUCCUUCUCGGAGAAUGGCAGAGAAUUCCAGGAAACGCCGCCGGCUGGACCCGGUUGAAAUUUGUCAGCAGGCGUACGAUGUGAUUCGAAACUUUAAAAAAGAAGACGGAGCGUUGCUGUGCGAUGCUCUGAUCAGAGCUCCUAAGAGAAGGCAAGAGCCUGCUUAUUAUGAUGUGGUUUCCAACCCAAUUGAUCUGUUGAGAAUUCAACAGAAGAUUCGAACAGAUGAAUAUGAAGACUUGGAUCAAAUGACUGUUGACAUUGAACUUCUGGUUAAAAAUGCCAAAACAUUUUACCCAGAACAAUCAACUGAGUAUCAAGAUGCAUGUACUUUAUGGGAUUUGUAUCAGAAGACUGUUGAUAAGAUCAAUGAAAGUGAAAGGGCAGAUGAAGUACCGGAAGUCAAGCCAAAAGAGAGGAUUGUUUUGAAGGUGGGAAGGCCCCCCAAGAAGCCUGCCAAUUCUUCUCCCAUGGAUUCAGACGAUGCAGAAUCUGAAGAGUCAAGGGAUAAUUUUUCUUCGUCUUCUUCACAGCAUUUAAUUGACGACGAUAAUGUUUAUGAAGAACUGUUUGCUGGUGUUAUGAAUGCCACUUCUGCAGAUGGAGGGAGAUUGCUUCAUUCAGUUUUUCAGCUACUGCCAUCAAGAAAGUUGUAUCCUGAUUAUUACCAAGUGAUUGAAAAUCCAAUUGACCUGAAACAAAUAGCCACAAAGAUUCAAGCCAAUGAAUAUGCUAACCUUAAUGAGAUGGAGAAAGAUUUAAUCCUUCUUACAAAAAAUGCUUGCAGUUAUAAUGAACCCGGCUCCCAGAUUUAUAAGGAUGCCAAAUUGCUUCGGAAAAUAGUAGCUUCACGCAAAUCUGAAAUUGAACAUUCUCGUCAUACGGGAGGGAAGACCAGUGAAAGGAUUAGAAGUAAGCGUGCCAGGGCAGCCCAGUCAUUGUCUUCAAUUACGGCUGCUCUUCAAUACGACGACUCUAGCGACGGAAUAGGCGAUGUCUCGAAAUCAUCAGAUGUUUCCGUCAAAGAUGAAAUUGAUGAAGAUGGGGAAUUUGCUGGUUCGCAUGUUCGACCAGAUGACGCAGAUUCAAGCCCUCUUUGGCAAUUAUAUGAUACUAUUCAUAACUAUACCGACAAUCAAGGAAACGUACUCUGCGAACCAUUUUUGAAGCUGCCUUCUCGUCGGCGUUAUGCCGACUACUACCAGGAGAUUAAAAAUCCCAUUUCAUUGAGUCGUAUACGAUCGAAGUUGGCCCGUGAAGACUAUGGGAAUCUCAGUGAUCUUUCUAGUGAUUUAAGUUUGAUGUUCGAAAACGCAAAACGGUAUAAUCGACCUGAUUCUAAGCUAUACAAAGACGCUGUUAAGUUGCAACGUGUGAUGCAGGCAAAAGUCCAGGAGCUUCUCGCUGACGAUGAGAGUUCGGACGGAGGAGAUAUUGAAUUCACACCCAAACGUCCAAAAGGCCGUCCUCGCCUCAACGCUACAUUACCAAAAGUUACAGCGAAAGCUCGCAGUGAUGUAGAUAAUCUACUUCGUAAACGAUUGCGUCUCCUUUACCGCUGCUUGAUGGACUAUGUUCCUUCGGAAGACGGACGACAACCCAUCCUGGUGUUUAUGGAGAAACCUUCUAAAAAAUUGUAUCCCGACUAUUACCGUGUGAUUGCGGAACCUAUUGACAUGGUCACCAUCGAUUCCAACAUAAAAAAUGAUAGAUAUACGUGUGAAGAAGAAUUGUUAGACGAUCUUCGUUUAAUGUUCAAUAACUGCCGUCAGUACAAUGAAGAAGGCUCUGUCAUCUAUGAAGAUGCAAAUAUGCUAGAACGUGUCCUUUUAGAUAAAGCCAGAGAACUUGGGCUUGCUUCGGCGGCUUCUGCUAAGCCCAAAAGGCGCAGUCGGGGUCCCAACCUGCAACAGAAACUGAAAGCGCUCUAUGAAGCCAUCAAAGAACAUAGAGAUGUGAAAGGGAGACAGCUUGCUACCAUUUUCGUCAAACUUCCCUCAAAGACGGAAUACCCUGACUAUUACGAAGUGAUCAAAAAGCCUAUAGAUUUAGAAAAAAUUGGACAAAAAGUAAAAGCUUCGCACUACGAAAAUGUGGAAGAGCUUUUGGCGGACAUUGUGUUAAUGUUCGACAACGCAUGUCGAUACAACGAACCCGACUCACAAAUCUAUAAAGACGCACUUACUUUGCAACGAGUAGCAUUGCAAACCAAGAUUCAACUGUGUGAGGAUGAAGGCUUGGUUCCUGAUGUCCGCGCUGCCGUCCAGGAAUUAUUUACAUCCUUGUUUACAGCAGUUUACAACCAUCAAGAUGAAGAAGGGCGGUGUUAUACUGAUUCCCUGGCAGAGCUACCAGAACACGAUGAAGUUGACGGGAAAAAGAUUCGUUCGAUAUCUUUGGAUUUGAUAAAGCGUCGCCUUGAUAAAGGACUGUAUCGUAGACUAGAUGCAUUCCAGGAGGAUGUCUUUCUGUGCUUUGAGCGGGCACGAAAACUGUCGCGAACUGAUUCUCAAGUUUUUGAGGACUCAGUUGAACUUCAAUCUCAUUUUAUCAAACAAAGGGACGAAUUAUGUCGGCACGGAGAUGUUCUCUCUUCGCCCGCCCUUGCAUACGAUCUCAAACAACUUACAAUGGCUGUUGAUAUUAUAAGACAAGAAAAACUUCUUAAAGAACAACCCGAAGAAGAUUUGGAAAAUAAGGAUGCCGUUGCACCAGCUGUUGCUGUGUCUGAUGGCUUAGAAUUGAGCUUCAAUCAAGAAACGUAUCACGUUGGAGACGUUGUUUAUGUUGAAGCCACAGAGAGAAAUAUGGAAAAUCAUGUCUACUUGAUCGAACGUCUGUGGACGGCAAAUGACGGGCAACAAAUGUUUAUGGGCAAUUGGUUCUGUCGACCCAAUGAAACUUUUCAUUUGGCAUCUAGAAAGUUUCUUGAACAGGAGCUGUUUAAAAGUGACAUGCGCUCUGCCCACCCCUUGAGUCAAAUCCGUGGACGAUGCUGUGUACUCAAUGUCAAAGAAUAUUUCAAGUCGAAGCCGGAAGGAUUUGCCGACAAAGACAUUUACGUCUGUGAAUCACGGUACUCGACCAAAGCUAGGAUGUUCAAAAAAAUCAAGGUGUGGACCAACUUACAAACACCAGGCGUCACGUUAAUUCCCCGCGAGCAGCCUCUAGAACCCAAACGCGUUGUGUCAGUAUUUCGCGAUCGCAUCGAAAAACACAAAGAGGAACUUGCAGAGUUGGGCGAGGUAGAAAAAUUACCAGAGAAGGAACUCAUUAACGUUGCUGUACCGGCAGCCGCGCCCAUUGACGGAUCCUCGGCACCUCCCGCUCAACCAGGAAUGAAUUACUACCAACAGUUGAACAUACCUGGUCACACAUUACGGACUGGUGACUGUGUCUAUGUCCGAGCGGAAAAUGGCAAGCAGCUGAUCGCACAAAUCGAUUCUAUGUGGAUUGAUUCUGAGAAUGUUGCAUUUUUCCAUGGCCCUUGGUAUGUCACACCAGCCGAGAUUUCAACCCAGAUAGUUGGUCGUGUAUUCUACCGCCAAGAAGUUUUCCUCAGCUCUAUUGAAGAUACCAACCCACUGAUGAGCGUCGUAGGAAAAUGCACCGUCCUCGAUUUCAAUGAUUACACAACAUGUCGCCCCACAGAACUGGCGGAAAGUGAUAUCUUUCUAUGCGAAUCGCUCUAUGAAGAGUCGCGUCGCCAAAUCAAGAAACUUCCUCGUGACGGUCUUAAAAAGUAUAACCACAACCCUUCUGUAAUACGUGAUGAAAUUUACUUCUUUCGUCGCCCCAUACAGCCUCAAAGAGAAUCCUCAUCUUUAAUGGCCAAACUUGGAGCCGGAGAUGAACUAACGGAAGAUUCGAUGGAUGGAGCUCCACCGUCGGUGGGUUCGGACAGCUGCCCAUCGUCAUUACCUCAAACGCCAUCUUCGGUUUCUCUCGGUACCCCGUCCACGGUUAAAAAACCAAUCAAAAUAUUUCAGAAGCGUAUGGUUACUGGCUACAUCAUCUACUCUGGUGAAGUGCGGAAAAACUUCGCAGCCAAAAACCCAGAUGCAACUUUCGGCGAGGUUAGCCGACUCGUUGGCAACGAGUGGCGAAAUUUGCCUGCGCACGUCAAAUCCGAGUACGAAGAGCGAUCACAGCGAAUCAACGAAGAAACAGCAGCGGAGAUGGCUCGGAACGGUGCAGAUAAUCCUCCGGUAGCUAGUUCAGCUUCGGGAGAAGUUGUUCCGCAAGGCGACGUAAUUUUUGAAUGCUUCUGGAAAAAGUGUGAAUGGCAAGGUGAAGAAAUUAGCGAGCUUACUGAACAUCUGCUUUCAGAGCCUCACGGACACGUGUUAACAACUAUAAACCCAAACGACAGCGAAUUUCAGUGCAUGUGGCGCGGAUGCAGCCGAAUUCGCAAAGGUGUACCACCAUUCCCAAAAAUGGAGCGGCUUUUACGACAUGUUAGGGAGAUUCAUAUUGUUAAAAAUCAAGGACGCAUUGUGUCGCCUAAUGACCGCAACAAAAGUUUCAGCAGUGCCAAAAAAGUAAUUCGUCCUAAUACUACUCCUAGUUCUACUCAAGCCAUCGUCUCGGCACUCAGCAGCACUCCUAGUUCAACGAACGUUACCUUACAAGUAUCGUCUAAUUCAGUUGUUCAAUCAAGUGGUCACCAAAUCCAAAGUGUCACCCAGCAAUCGCGGCCGGUCGCUGGUGAACCUAUUUUCGUAGCUGUUCCACCAAAACCACAGAGACUCUUGCAUUCAGAAGCCUACAUAAAAUACAUUGAAGGACUGCACAAUCAGUGUAGAUAUAUCUCAAACUGGGAUAGGAGUUUGCGCGCUACCAAAACCCCGAUCCCUGAUACGAACCGCCUUCCUUCUCAUUGGCUCAGUUCAAACACACAACUAAAGCCCGAUGGUGGUGAUCGCGAUGUCCUUUCCACAUUGUGGAACUUACGUGAACAUAUGUUAAAGGACACGUUAAACAUUUCAAAUUUGUUUAAUUGAUGUUUAUAACCUCCAGUAUUUGUAUUGUGUUUUCAUAAGUAAACUAUGUUUGACAAAAC
This is a messenger RNA of Daphnia carinata, 5195 nucleotides long. RefSeq names its product protein polybromo-1-like (gene polybromo). Gene Ontology annotation, molecular function: chromatin binding; protein binding. The coding region runs from base 148 to 5136 and encodes 1662 amino acids. The record is from RefSeq and is a predicted model, not a curated record. The transcript has 21 exons. Gene Ontology annotation, biological process: chromatin remodeling. Lineage: Eukaryota; Metazoa; Arthropoda; Branchiopoda; Diplostraca; Daphniidae. Gene Ontology annotation, cellular component: RSC-type complex.